This is a messenger RNA of Ciona intestinalis (vase tunicate), 3570 nucleotides long. Lineage: Eukaryota; Metazoa; Chordata; Ascidiacea; Phlebobranchia; Cionidae. The record is from RefSeq and is a predicted model, not a curated record.
GAAGUUUUGUCUGCUAUGCGGCUAGACAUAUUCCCUGAUAAAGUCUUGUCGCUACAUCGGAAUUACAAUAUAAACGCACCCACGACCCCACCCCAACCCAAUGCAAAUGAAGAUACAAAAGUUAUCAGUGGUGUGUUAGGUGUUGAAGAUUUGGUGGUGCAGCAAAAAAGUAAACAUCGAAGUAAAAGGAAGAAAAAUUCAAAAAAGAAAUCCCACAAAAAUGACAAAGAAAGUGGAUCAGCCUGUAGCAAGUCAAGGUCAAGGCAUGUGUCAAAGGAAGGUCAUCAUAGAAAGAAGCAUAAAAACAAAAAAUCUCAUCAUAAAUCACCUGACUCCCACUCCUCGGAUGAAAGAGAAAGAAAGAGAAUACGGAGGAGAUCCUCCUCCUCAUAUCAUAGGCGGCAUCACUCUUCCAGUGUUCCCAGAUCAAAAAGUCGAUCACCUGAUAACAUUAAACAACAUAUGCAGAGGCCACCACAAUCUUCAGUGAGUCCUAUUUCAACAUCCAAACACAACAGCAAAGAAACCCCCAAAAAAGAAGAGAGCAAGGCAAAGAAGAGAAUAAAAGAAAAAAAUAAUUUGUUGGCAUGGCAACCACCACUCGAGGACGAUGAAGAGGAAAUUGUUCUCUUGAAGAAACACAAAGAGAAAAAAAUCACUUCUUCUGCGGAAAAAACUCUUCCUGAAAAUAUGCUGACUAAUAAUAAUGUGGGGCAAGAUUCAAAAUUGAUUAGUCAUGAUAUGCAAAUUAGCAAGAAUGAAAAUGCGGAAACAAUAGAAAAUAAUGCCGUCACUUCUCCUACCGAAUCCACCCCUGAAGUUAAAAUAAAGGUUGAUGAUGAUGUCAUAGAUGAAAUGUUGACCUCUGCACUUGACCUUCAACCUGAGAUCAAACCAAGGUCAAAGGUCAACAUAAGGUCACGUAUGUUACAACUACAACAAGCACAACAGAACAAUGAAGUAAAAGUGAACAACAUUGAGUUAGAAGUAAACAAUAAUGAAACCACGAACAACAAAGCUGAAGCUGUUUCUCCUGAUGUGAUACAAUUGGGUGUUUCACCCAUAAUUAACGGGGUAACCCCUAUCACCCCCAUGGAGGUGACCCCUAUUACUUCUGGAUUAGGGGUCAAUCCAAAAGAUGUUGAGUCCCAUCUUACCCCGGCGGUGUCCCAACUUACUGGGAGUGAAGGUAAUUCCCCUGAAAGUGUGGGUUCGACGGGUGAAUAUGGUGAUUCCCCUGAACCACCUAAAGAUAUUGGGAUUUGGUCGGAUGACGACGAAAGUAAAGUAAAGAAGGUAUCUGUGAAGAGAAAGAAGCGUAAUCGACGAGGUGACUCAGCGAAAUUAAAAGAUGAUUCGACAAAAUUGACAGGCGACACAGAAAAAUUUGAAGACGACCCAAAAGUUGACCCAGCAAAGAAUGCUUCGGUUGCCAAAUUUCAAGAUGACUUAGAUAAAAUUGAAGUUGCUUCUGAAAAAAAUUCAAACAAGUUGGAAGAAAGUUCAAAGGUUUUUCCUGCAGAAAUUGUGAAUGAACCAGAACAUACUGAAACUGUGGUCAUUAGACCAGAACCACCCCCACCACCCCCAACCAAACCCACCAUGAUACCUACCCUGACCCCCGCGUUUACCCCGGCAACAGUGGGUCAGUUCCGGGUAAGCGACCUCGGUCGUGUCAUCGAAGAUCAAGUAGAGGAAGAAUUACAACUCCACGACGCGAUUCCCCACAAAAAAACCUUUGUUUUCAACAUAAAACUCCCCAAACCUGAGGAUACCGGGAACCCCCUGAAUAAGAAAAAGAAACAUAAAAAGAAAUCGAAAAAAAAGAAUAAAGAAAUUGAAAAAACUUCAACAUCUGUUGAGACCUUACCCACUGCGUCAACCACUGUUAUCACUUCAGGGAUUUCCCCUUCUAACCCGAUUCAAACAGCCGGAAAUCCCCAGACAGCAAUUCCUGGGGCUUCCCCCUCUUACCCCGCAAUGGGAAAUACCCCUCACCAAAACAUGAUGUACAACGCCCAUUAUUACCACACAAUGCAAAUGCACCAGCACUACAUGAGGGGAAUUCCCUACCCGUACUACCCCCACCAUAUGAUGGGGUACAUGGCUUACCCCAAUCGACCCCCCUUACCCAUCAACGGACGACCCCCGCUGCCCUCGGACCCCCCACCCUUACCAGACGAAGCAUCAAAACCACCGGAGCCAGUUUUCGACUCGAAGAGAUUAAGCGACCACGCUGUCUUAAGUUUGUUUGCAAGUAAAGAUAUCACUGAGGAAUCUUUACAAAAACAGUUCUAUCCUUUAGAAGUAAACAAUAAUGAAACCACGAACAACAAAGCUAAAGCUGUUUCUCCUGAUGUGAUACAAUUGGGUGUUUCACCCAUAAUUAACGGGGUAACCCCUAUCACCCCCAUGGAGGUGACCCCUAUUACUUCUGGAUUAGGAGUCAAUCCAAAAGAUGUUGAGUCCCAUCUUACCCCGGCGGUGUCCCAACUUACCGGGAGUGAAGGUAAUUCCCCUGAAAGUGUGGGUUCGACGGGUGAAUAUGGUGAUUCCCCUGAACCACCUAAAGAUAUUGGGAUUUGGUCGGAUGACGACGAAAGUAAAGUAAAGAAGGUAUCUGUGAAGAGAAAGAAGCGUAAUCGACGAGGUGACUCAGCGAAAUUAAAAGAUGAUUCGGCAAAAUUUAAAGGCGACUCGGGAAAAUUUAAAAAUGAUUCGUCAAAAUUGACAGGCAACACAGAAAAAUUUGAAGACGACCCAAAAGUUGACCCAGCAAAGAAUGCUUCGGUUGCCAAAUUUCAAGAUGACUUAGAUAAAAUUGAAGUUGCUUCUGAAAAAAAUUCAAACAAGUUGGAAGAAAGUUCAAAGGUUUUUCCUGCAGAAAUUGUGAAUGAACCAGAACAUACUGAAACUGUGGUCAUUAGACCAGAACCACCCCCACCACCCCCAACCAAACCCACCAUGAUACUUACNCCUGACCCCGCGUUUACCCCGGCAACAGUGGACUCGAAGAGAUUAAGCGACCACGCUGUCUUAAGUUUGUUUGCAAGUAAAGAUAUCACUGAGGAAUCUUUACAAAGACAGUUCAAUCCCGACAAAGAUGACGUCAAACUUCCUUCCCCCGCAUCGUCACGUUCAGUCACGCCUCACCGAACACGCAAACGUCAUCGACGACGUAAGUCACGUGGUCGUCAUUCAUCAUCAAGCGAUUAUACGUCACGCAGUCGAAGUACGUCACGUCAUCGUCAUAGAAACAGACGACGUCAUAGUUACAGCAGUAGCAGCAGAUCUUCGUCGUACUCACGAUCGCCAUCUAGCGACAGAGAUUCAAGCAGAAGUCGAUCGUCAUAUUUCUCUUCCUCGUCGUCGCGAAGAAUAGAACACGCAACCAUCACUGUAAUGUUAACUGAUACACAUAUUGCUUUUAUGACGUCACACAAGAAAUCCAUAAUCCUUUUCAGCCGCUCACGUGACCGACGACGUCACACCCGUUCACCGUCUACGUCAUCAUCGGAUAGCGACCUUGAUCGACCUUGUCGUCACUACCGCUCCACUAGAUCAAGGUAA